Molecule: messenger RNA, 1428 nt
Organism: Trichophyton benhamiae CBS 112371
Lineage: Eukaryota; Fungi; Ascomycota; Eurotiomycetes; Onygenales; Arthrodermataceae
Exons: 2
Coding region: 1-1428 (475 amino acids)
Molecular function (GO): alpha-1,3-mannosyltransferase activity; GDP-Man:Man(1)GlcNAc(2)-PP-Dol alpha-1,3-mannosyltransferase activity
Source: RefSeq, a predicted model, not a curated record
AUGAAAGACCGAAAACGAUAUAACAUCAUCUUCGUCCAUCCCGACCUCGGCAUCGGCGGCGCAGAACGCCUGAUCCUCGACGCCGCCCUCGCCCUCCAAGCCCGCGGCCACAAAAUAACCAUUUACACCUCCCACCGCGACAAGAGCCAUUGCUUCGAGGAAGCCCGAGAUGGAACGCUGGAUGUGCGCGUACACGGCGACAAGCUGUUUCCCGCACACAUCAGAGGCCGAUUCCACGUUCUAAUGGCAAUACUGCGCCAGCUCAGCUUGAUCUACUACCUCUCCGAAAGCACGGCCACCAACGACGACGAAAUGCACGACAUUUUCAUAGUCGACCAGGUUCCGGCCUGUGUGCCUGUGCUGCGAGCGUUAAGGGACCUAGCUAUGCGCCGCAAAACGAAGAAACAGCGCACGCUGUUCUAUUGCCAUUUCCCGGACCAGUUGCUUGCGCGGCGAGGGGAGGGUGGUAUGGCGCUGCGGACGCUGAAGAUGCUUUAUCGCUACCCGUUCGAUUGGUUUGAGGGCUGGGCGAUGAGUGCCGCUGAUAGGAUUGUGGUUAAUUCUCGGUUCACGGGCGGAGUGGUGCGGGAGGUGUUUGGGAAUACCGGCGAGGAUGUACAGGUUGUUUACCCGUGUGUGGACACGGGCAGAAGCACAAAGGAGGUAUCAGUGACCAAGGUUGAUGAUGGAGGGGAGCUGUGGGGUGGGCUGAAGAUACUGCUGAGUAUUAAUCGGUUUGAAAGGAAGAAGAAUAUCGAGCUUGCAUUGCAUGCGUAUCAUGGCAUUGCGGAGGAGGAUAGAAAGGGCACACGAUUGGUUAUCGCUGGCGGCUAUGAUAAUCGAGUCUCGGAAAACGUACAGUAUCAUAAAGAGCUGGAUGCACUAGCUACUCGACUCGGCUUCCAAACAGCUACCUCCCAAACCGUCGUAUCAGCCAUGUCCGUCCCAGCCUCUAUAAACGUCCUGUUCCUCCUUUCUGUCCCAUCUGCAUUUAAAGAAACCCUGCUCUCCUCCUCGAGUCUACUGCUCUACACCCCUUCAUACGAACACUUUGGCAUCGUCCCCGUCGAGGCAAUGUAUGCCGGUCUGCCUGUUCUCGCAGACAACACCGGCGGACCCCUAGAAACCAUUGUGGAAGGGAAAACCGGCUGGCUCAGAUCAUCGAAGGAGAUCUCGGGCUGGACAGAAGUGAUCAAUUAUGUUCUGCAGCGCAUGUCGUCUGCUGAGCGUCAGGAUAUGGCUGCCUUUGCAAAACAGCGGGUUGAGAGAGAAUUCUCCCUUCAUGCAAUGGGCGAACGGCUCCAGGAUCAAAUUGACGAGAUGGUCCAGGCAGAAGACCGCGCUUUUCUUCCUCUUACGGUAAUCCUUGGACUUGGCCUGGUGCUUGGCUUGAUAUCUUCUCUUCUCAUCUGGCUGGCCAUGAGUUGA